Cornus florida is the source of this 1333-nucleotide messenger RNA. Its product is annotated as RING-H2 finger protein ATL63. Bases 307 to 1143 code for a protein of 278 amino acids. Lineage: Eukaryota; Viridiplantae; Streptophyta; Magnoliopsida; Cornales; Cornaceae. The transcript has a single exon. The record is from RefSeq and is a predicted model, not a curated record.
GUAUAUAUAGAGACAGUUGUGUGUAUAGAUAUUAGAUACUAUAAUAUAUAUAUUGAGAGGGAGGGGGCCUUUGUUUAGGUAACAAGUACACGCAAAGAAACAAGGGCGCAAUGCCCGUAAUUUAAUCCGUUAUCAACGACUUUCUAUUCACACAAACGUAGUCCCAUAAAAGAAGGAUAGAGAUUCUUAUAUGGGCACGUUAUCAGUUCACACUCAUCGCCCCACCCUUACAAAUCAUUUAUCACACAACUCUUUUGUUUCUCUCUCUUUCUCUACAAUCUAAUACGACUACUUUGUACACCAACAAUGUUUAAUAGUCCUCCUCCUCCUACUCCUCCAGACCCACCUCACCGGAGCUCAAACCCGCUGCCCCGUCUCAUUCAUAGCGCGCUCUCGUACGACGGCAACGUCAUGCUCGCCGCUCUCAUCUCACUACUACUCGUAAUUCUGUUCGUUUUGUUACUUCACAUAUAUGCCAAAUGGUUCUUGGCUCAAGCUCGUCACCGGAGGACAAGGUCGGUGUCCGUGUCUGGUGUCUUUGGUGCUCCGGCUCGCUUCCAUCACUUCCAUACCUUCACGCUCAAUACCACCACUCUUUCUAGCUCUCCCAAGAAGGGUCUACAGCCGUCGGUCAUUUCUUCAUUGCCGCUGUUCGUUUACAAGUCCGGUGACCACAAACACGGAUUGGAGUGUGUCAUUUGUCUAAGCGUUUUCGAGGAUGAAGAAAUGGGUAAGAAGCUACCCAAGUGUAGCCACGCGUUCCACGUCGACUGUAUCGAUAUGUGGCUGCAUUCUCAUUCGAAUUGUCCCAUUUGUAGAGCUCCGGUGGUGGCGGCGCGUGAGAUGGGUAAAACUGAUUCAAUAGCAAAUGAUAACGGGAUUUUGAGGGAGGAGCAAACAGCGGGAAUGGCGAGUACCGAGUCCGGUUUGGUUAAUGGGGAGUCGGCAUUGGAGAUCGUAGUUGAGGUUCCGAAUAGUGAGAAUGAGAAUUUGGGAAUGAAUGAUUCAUUAUCAGUGACUUCAACAUCGUCGUCUUUGUCAUCUCAAGCUUCGUCUUUGGGUGGUUCACUUAGAAUGAUGAUGAGCCGGAAUAGAUCUGAACGUAAGGUUCAUCCAUCAUCCAAUGUCAAUGGCUCAUCAUAGGCUAGAGAGAGAGAGAUGAGAGAGAGAGAGAGAGAGAGAGAGGAGACCGCUGCAUUUUUUAUGAUUAUGUUUCAAUUUGUAGUACCACUUGUACAGAUCUGCUGUGAGUAUUAAUUUUCUCUUUAAAUACUCAUUGAACUUCCUCAAAUUUCAUUAUGCCAAAUUCGCAUCAGGGAAUUCGAAUUAUAAA